Molecule: messenger RNA, 1026 nt
Organism: Bolinopsis microptera
Lineage: Eukaryota; Metazoa; Ctenophora; Tentaculata; Lobata; Bolinopsidae
Product: D-aminoacyl-tRNA deacylase-like
Exons: 5
Coding region: 66-665 (199 amino acids)
Biological process (GO): tRNA metabolic process
Cellular component (GO): cytoplasm
Molecular function (GO): D-tyrosyl-tRNA(Tyr) deacylase activity
Source: RefSeq, a predicted model, not a curated record
CAAUGUAAUAGGAUAGCAUACGCCAAAGACAAAAUCGGAGACAGUACCAAAUCUGCCUUACAGACAUGAGGGCUAUCGUUCAGAAAGUAACCAAAGCUUCAGUCACAAUCGGAGACCGUUGUACGGGAUCUAUUGGUCCAGGAAUGUGUGUCCUGCUUGGAAUAUCAACAAAAGAUACAGAGAAAGAGAUCGAAUGGAUGGCAAACAAGCUGGUAAAGUUGAGGAUAUUCAACAACCCUGAGACAGAUAAACCCUGGGAUGCAGACUUGCUGCAGUGUAAAUUAGCGAUACUCGUCGUCAGUCAGUUCACCUUGCAAUGUGUUUUGAAAGGGAACAAGCCAGACUUCCACGGAGCUAUGAGAGCUGAACAGAGUGAGCAAAUGUACAACAAGUUUUUGGAAGUUCUCAAAUCGAAGAUUCCUUAUUCUGAUACCCUUGUUCAAGAGGGCGAGUUUGGAGCGUUUAUGCAGGUACACAUUCAGAAUGAUGGACCAGUUACUAUACCGAUAGAUACACCCGAGAGCUUGGCGACACAGAAAGUGAAACCUUCCAAAUCAGCUAAACAAAACAAUAGAAAUCAAGGGAAAAAGAAGGCUGAAAACGCGGAAAAUAGUACUGAUAAAAAAGUAGAAGAAGUAACUGAAGAUCUUGACAAAAAAUUGUAAUUUAGUCGGGAUGUAUGUAUAUGAUUUUAAAUUUUUUUGAUAGAAAAUCUAGGUGCAUUAUGAUGUAGAUGUAUAGUCUUUAGAAGUUUGUUCUUGAAGUUUGUUCUUGAAGUUUGUUUCUUAAAUUUAUUUAUUUCCUUCUGUAAGUUAUAUAUUUCUAGGAAUAGCAAUUAAACCAAGGUAGUUUCAAGGGUAAAUGCACCGUGGUGUUCGCUCGUCAACAUCUCAGCGUUGCAAUUUCCAAAACAAGUGUAUUUUCUCUUUACACUAGCUUGAGCAAUUAUCAUAUAUCUUUGUAUCUUUUCUUGGGUUAGUAGUCUCGACUGCAUAGACAACUUUCACCACCAUUCAAAGCAAGUUA